GUUGGUUUCUCACGUUGACCAGGUCGCAAGAGAUUCAUAGCGAGAAUGGCCCAAAAAUCAUUGAAAAUCCUGGUGAGUGGGGAUGCUGAAGGAAAACUUGAUCAGCUUUACAAAAGAGUGAGGAAUGUUCAGAAUAAGGCUGGUCCUUUUGAGAUGUUACUGUGUGUUGGUAAUUUUUUCGGCCAUGGGCUAAAAGCUGAGGAUGAGUGGAAGAAAUAUAAAGAUGGCUUAGCUGCAGCUCCAAUAUCAACAUACGUCCUUGGUGCUAAUCUACCAGAACAUAUGGAAUAUUUCAAAGAGAUUGAUGGUUGCGAUUUAGCAGAUAACAUUACAUAUCUCGGUAAGCGAGGCGUUUUCAAUAGUAUGUCUGGUUUACAAGUAGCGUACAUCAGUGGUAUAGAACAACCCAGUGGUAGUAGUGAUGCCAAAGCACACCAUUUCACAGACAUAGAUGUGACUGCAUUGAUAGAAUCGCUGACUGCAGAUACUAACUUUAAAGGUGUGGAUGUGUUACUGACAUCACAGUGGCCUAAAGGAGUCUCCCAGAAUGCAUCACAACCUGAUGGAAUUACUGACAAGACUUCAGGUUCAAGUCUAAUAGCAAAACUUGCCAUGUGUUUAAGACCAAGGUAUCACUUUUCUGGGAUAUAUCAGACACACUAUGAACGACAACCGUACAGAAACCAUAGAGUACUAGCAGAAGCUGCCAAGCAUGUUACAAGGUUCAUUGCCUUAGCUAACGUUGGCAAUUCAGACAAGAAAAAGUAUUUGUAUGCCUUCAACAUUGUUCCCAUGUGUAAAAUAGAGAAUGAAGAAUUGAUCAAACAGCCGCAAGAUGUAACGGAAUGUCCAUUCAAAAUACAAGAUGUGAACACAGAAACGGCACAGGCAGACAUGUCUAAUCAGUAUUUUUAUGAUUCAAAAAGUUACAAUAAACCACAGAAGAGACAACAAAGGCAAGAUGGUGGACAACACAAGAAGCCAAGACCACCACCAAAGCCCACAGGACCAUGCUGGUUUUGUCUUGGUAGUCCUGAGGUUGAAAAGCAUCUUGUAGUUAGUGUGGGCACACAUACUUAUGUGGCUUUAGCUAAAGGUGGACUUGUACCUGAUCAUGUUCUGAUAUUGCCCAUUGGUCACUAUCAGUCUUCAGUAGACUUACCACAGGAAGCUUUAGAUGAAGUAGAAAAGUACAAAAGUUGUCUUCAGCAGAUGUUUAGGAAAGAUGAUGAGUCUUGUGUUAUCUUUGAAAGGAAUUAUCGAAGUCAACACUUACAGCUGCAGGUCAUACCAUAUGAUGCUGAAAAAUCUGAAACCAUUAGUGCAGUUUUCCAAGAAUACAGCGAGGCACAAAAACUAGAACUUAAUGAAAUACCAAAAAACUCAGACUUGAAGCAGAUUAUUUCAACAGGCACGCCAUUCUUUUUUGUUGAACUGGAAUCUGGGGAAAAAUUUCUUCAUCGUAUUAAAAAGGGAUUUCCACUGCAGUUUGGCAGGGAAGUCUUGGCAAGUCCUGAGAUACUUGAUAUGCCAGAAAGAGCCGACUGGAAAGCAUGUUCAGUUAGCAAAGAAGCGGAAGCAAGCAUGGCAGCGGAUUUCAGAGACAAAUUCAAAGCAUUUGACUUUAAUUUAAUGUAACUGUGCAAUUAGAAAAAAAGAAAGUUUAUCAUGUUGUUGUUUGAUGAUUAAUUGGUAAUCACAACUUGUCUAUCCGGUUAAUUCCUACUGGAUUGACUUUAUACUUGCCAAAUUUCCAGAGUACACUUCCUGUCCCAAAUCAUCAUAAUUUGAUGAUCAGACACUUAACAAACUAUGGACAGCGCCCCCAAUGGCCAUAGUUGCAAGAUGCCUCUUUAUUUUAUGCAAGUGCAUAUUUUUAAACACAGAAUCUUUUAUGGACUAUUUUAACCUCAAUGACAUAAUAAACGAUUUCUUACAAAACAGAGA
Saccoglossus kowalevskii is the source of this 1947-nucleotide messenger RNA. Its product is annotated as CWF19-like protein 1. Gene Ontology annotation, cellular component: post-mRNA release spliceosomal complex. Gene Ontology annotation, molecular function: RNA lariat debranching enzyme activator activity. Lineage: Eukaryota; Metazoa; Hemichordata; Enteropneusta; Harrimaniidae. The record is from RefSeq and is a predicted model, not a curated record. Gene Ontology annotation, biological process: mRNA splicing, via spliceosome.